AGAAAACAUCGUAGGUGAUAAUAAAAUAAUAUGAUUUCUAACAAAUAACACAGCAACAAAUUUGUGGGGAAGCUAUAGAGAAUUUAUCGAUUCAGUACUAGAGCGAUACUUAUUUAAUCGACCCGGAAGGAAGAAGGCUACAUUUGAUCUCGAUUCUAUUUGAAGUCAGAACCUAAACAACAGUAACUAAAUACUGCUAACUAUUAUUCCGACGCCUCAACCGAUUCUAGAUACUAAUUUAACAACUUGGAAUCAGAUAGACAAUGACAUAAAAUAAGUAGGGAAACAUUUCCUGUUACACCGGUUCAGUGACUUUUACUUAACUUUCAUGUUCGAUUUGGACUUAAUAAUUAUUUAUAUUAAUAUUAAUUACAGUCGAAAAUGUCAGCGAAGAAAUUACCACCAAUUUUAACUGUGAAAGAAAUACUGCGACUUUAUAAAAUCCAGGCUCGAAAAAACUUAUCUCAGAAUUUCCUUUUAGAUAUGAAUAUGGUUCGGAAAAUAGUUCGGUCAGCUUCUUUUAUAAAGGAUCAUCACGUUGUUGAGGUUGGUCCUGGUCCUGGUGGCAUUACACAAGCUUUAUUACAGGCAAAUUGUAAACAUCUUACUGUCAUUGAGAAGGACUCCCGCUUUAUGCCCGCUUUAAAGAUGUUGGGAACUGUUUAUGAGAAUAUGGAUAUUAUUCAUGGAGAUAUUCUGAAAUUUGACAUGGAAAGAUUAUUUCCUGAGGAACUAAAAACUCCUUGGGCCUCAAAACCACCCCCAAUUCAUAUUAUUGGGAACCUUCCAUUUAAUGUAUCUACUCCUCUAAUUAUAAGAUGGUUGAGGGAUAUUUCCUACCAAAGAGGAGCAUGGUCUUAUGGACGGACACGCCUCACACUAACAUUCCAGAAAGAAGUUGCUGAAAGAAUGGUAGCGCCAAUAGCAAGUGAUGAACGUUGCCGACUCUCUAUGAUGUGUCAACAUUUAUGUAAUGUCAAGCUAAAUUUUAUUAUUCCAGGUAAAGUGUUUGUCCCUGCUCCAGAAGUUGAUGUUGGAGUUGUCAGUUUUGUUCCUUUAAUUGAACCAAAGAUUAAGUUACCAUUUGAACUGGUGGAGAAAGUGAUGAGGCAUGUCUUUCAUCACAGGAAUAAGAAAUGUCGUUAUGGCAUCCGAACUCUCUUUCCUAAAGAACACUGGUACUUUGCUGAAGAAAUUUUAGAGAAAUCUGCCAUUAACCCAAUAGUACCAUCAUACAAGUUAUCCAUGGAAGAAUUAGACAAGAUAUGCCAUGCCUACAAUGAUAUCUGUAAAACUGUCCCUGGUAUAAUAUCUUACGACUACAGAGCGACACCAGUUGAACGAAUCGUGAAAGAACAAGAAAUUACUUCACUUAUACUGGCACAGGACCAUAUUUGAAGAGGGAUACCAACAGUAUUUGGUCUCUUGUAUUUAAUGCUACCACAAAUGGUCGAUAGUUGGCAUUCUCCUAAAAAUAUCUGAAAGAAACUCUGGAGUCUCUUUCUAUCGCAGUCUUCGAGUUUGUCAGAUUUCAGCCCAGCACUGCAAUCUGUCGAAACGAUCCAUUUAAACAAUGCUCUAAUUGUUUAAACUGGCCACCUUUUUCACUGGGUUAUGUCACAGACAUGAAGAAGGACUCGACCCAGGUGACAUGUCAAAUCCUAACAGCUCAUCCAAACUGUGAUUCACAACAUUAACAAGUUGUGGUUGGUAGAAAUGAUUGUUCAUUGGAGUAAAAGACCUCACAAAUACUUCAGUAUUAAAUUUUGUUUCAUUGUUCUGAGUUCAAAUCCUGCUGAGGUUAACACAGUCUUUCCCACCUAUGGUGUAUAAAUAAUAACCAGUCAUAUACUGCUAGGAAUUUGUCCAGUGAAUUACACCAAGUGAGGAAUUGGUGACCUUCUGCCAACUCAAGGAAUCAAUGUUAUCUUAUUUUAUAGAAUAUAUAAUAUUUUUAAAGA
This is a messenger RNA of Octopus sinensis (East Asian common octopus), 1961 nucleotides long. RefSeq names its product dimethyladenosine transferase 1, mitochondrial. Gene Ontology annotation, biological process: rRNA methylation; transcription initiation at mitochondrial promoter. Gene Ontology annotation, molecular function: rRNA (adenine-N6,N6-)-dimethyltransferase activity; mitochondrial transcription factor activity. Gene Ontology annotation, cellular component: mitochondrial matrix. Lineage: Eukaryota; Metazoa; Mollusca; Cephalopoda; Octopoda; Octopodidae. The transcript has 4 exons. Bases 382 to 1398 code for a protein of 338 amino acids. The record is from RefSeq and is a predicted model, not a curated record.